AUGUCUCAAUCAGAGCUAGCAGCUUCAUAUGCUGCGCUGAUACUGGCAGACGAAGAUAUUGACAUCACUGCCGACAAGCUACAAACGUUGAUCAAAGCCGCGAAUGUCGACGAUGUGGAGGCUAUAUGGACAACACUGUUUGCAAAAGCUCUUGAGGGCAAGAACGUUAAGGAUUUGCUUUUGAAUGUGGGAUCCGGUGGAGGGGGCGCGGCUGCCCCAGCUGCUGUAGCCGGCGAAGGCGGAGCUGCAUCAGGUGAAGCUCCAGCAGAGAAGGAGAAAGAAAAGGAAGAGGAGAAGGAGGAGUCAGAUGAGGACAUGGGCUUUGGACUGUUCGAUUGA
This is a messenger RNA of Bacidia gigantensis, 339 nucleotides long. RefSeq lists its product as uncharacterized. Gene Ontology annotation, molecular function: structural constituent of ribosome; protein kinase activator activity; ribonucleoprotein complex binding. Lineage: Eukaryota; Fungi; Ascomycota; Lecanoromycetes; Lecanorales; Ramalinaceae. The transcript is spliced from 3 exons. The record is from RefSeq and is a predicted model, not a curated record. The coding region runs from base 1 to 339 and encodes 112 amino acids. Gene Ontology annotation, biological process: cytoplasmic translation; translational elongation. Gene Ontology annotation, cellular component: cytosolic large ribosomal subunit; ribosome.